Molecule: messenger RNA, 1494 nt
Organism: Penicillium macrosclerotiorum
Lineage: Eukaryota; Fungi; Ascomycota; Eurotiomycetes; Eurotiales; Aspergillaceae
Exons: 3
Coding region: 1-1494 (497 amino acids)
Biological process (GO): transmembrane transport
Molecular function (GO): transmembrane transporter activity
Source: RefSeq, a predicted model, not a curated record
AUGGCCGACAAUGUGCCAGUCGAUGUCAUCCAGUCGCAUCAAGAUGAGCAUCGCGACUCUCUAGCCAGCUCACAACGCGAGCACGAACCCCCGCAACUCCAAAUGGAGGCUCAAGUCGACCGCGAUGAAAAAUAUCAACGAGACGUCCCUCCAGAUGGUGGGUAUGGCUGGGUCUGCGUCGCCUGUGUCUUCUGGAUCAACGCGCAUACCUGGGGAAUCAACAGUAGUUACGGCGUCUUCCUCAGCUACUAUUUGUCACACAAUGUCUUCCCCAAUACGUCUGUCCUCGCAUACGCUUUCACUGGUGGCUUGAGUAUUUCAUGUGCUCUGCUCGUGGCUCCGCUAGCCACAUACCUGAUCCAGCUAUAUGGGACCCGCUUCGUGGUAAAUCUCGGCGUGUUUUUCGAGACCCUCUCUCUCAUUGGAUCCUCGUUCGCCUCUCAGAAAUGGCACAUUUUCCUCAGUCAAGGCGUCUGCUUUGGUUGGGGAAUGGGCUUUCUGUUCGUUGGCAGUGUCGGAAUCGCGCCACAGUGGUUCCUGAAACGCCGGAGCUUUGCGAUGAGCAUCACCGCAGCGGGUUCUGGACUCGGUGGUUUAAUCUACUCGCUCGCGGUGGGAGCCAUCAUUCCGCGCUGGGGCCUUGGUUGGGCAUUCCGGAUUCUCGGUAUAAUUUCCUGCAUCGUUAAUCUAGUGUGCGGCAACCUUCUUCGAGACCGCAACAAGCUGGUCGGGAGCCGGCUAACUGCCUUUCACUUCCCCCCUUCUCCGCCGGCCGGAAUUUCUCCUCUUUCUAGGAUGGGCGUUGCCAAUUUUGCACUCUCUGUGGGCCUCACCUCCCACCAAGGGAGCAUUGUCUCCGCAUUGCUCAAUCUGGGACAGGGACUUGGUCGUCCGUUUGUAGGGAUGUUCAGUGACCGACUCGGCCGCAUCAAUAUAGCGACCUUCCUCACUUUUAUGUGUGGACUAUUUUGUCUUGUGAUCUGGGUCUUUGCUGAUAGUAUGGGCGUGGUCUGUUUCUUUGCCGUGCUGGUUGGAACCGUUGCCGGAACUUACUGGGCCACUGUCUCUCCAGUGCUCGCUGAGAUCAUUGGCCUAAGAGAUCUGCCUUCGGGCCUCAGCAUUACCUGGCUGGCUCUUGUUGCGCCUUGUACCGUCUCCGAGGCAAUCGCAUUAGAGCUUCGCCGAAAUACCCCUAGCGGUGGUACCUCCUAUCUCCACGUUCAAAUUUUUACGGGUUUUGCAUAUAUUGGUGCCUCUCUGUGUCUCUGGCUUGUUCGUGGAUGGAAAGUUGGCGAAUUGGAGCGGGCGCAGCAGGGGCGGGAAUCUGCUGCUCGUGAAGUCCCGUUGACAAACAAUGACUUUACUUCUGGGAAAGAAAGACAAGGUUGUCCACCUACAACUGCGUCUACGGUCUCUGCCGAGGGUGCAAUUGAUCUGCAGCUCUGGGCGCCAUGGAGCCUUGCUCGGCGAAUGAUCACAUUAAAACGCGUCUAG